Molecule: messenger RNA, 7007 nt
Organism: Sphaeramia orbicularis (orbiculate cardinalfish)
Lineage: Eukaryota; Metazoa; Chordata; Actinopteri; Kurtiformes; Apogonidae
Gene: taok1a
Product: TAO kinase 1a
Exons: 20
Coding region: 619-3684 (1021 amino acids)
Biological process (GO): regulation of cytoskeleton organization; protein phosphorylation
Cellular component (GO): cytoplasm
Molecular function (GO): ATP binding; protein serine/threonine kinase activity
Source: RefSeq, a predicted model, not a curated record
CAACAGGCAGGGCGGAACUGCUGUUUGCAGUAUGCCGAAGGCAGACGGACAGCUUAACACAGUUACCAUAUAACUUAUGACUAAACUAGUUAACAUGCUAUGGACUUAAGUUGAUUUCUUGGUUUUUCACAGGUUAUCGCGGAUACUGUUGUUACCUGUUUAUGGGUGUUUGGAGGUGUUCAAACUUCCCUCACAUUCUUCCCAACGUAUUUUCACGAAGGGAGGCGGCGGUAGAGUGCUCGGCAGCCAUCUUUGGACCUGCCUGGGAGUGGGAUUCGACAAUUCUGGCACUCCAGUUACUUCAAGGGUGGGGAUUUUAACCUACAAUAAUUAAGAAAUAUCCGUGUUAUAAUCGACUGACAGCGUUAAGAACCACAAGGAUCUAGCGUCACUAAACUACUGCGCCGGGAAUGAAACGGAAGGAAAUCUUUUAUGAUCACAAACUGUUUUGAAUUACACGACAUUCUCCACACCGCUGAAACCUGGCCUGUCAGAAGAGGUUCUGAACACAUAUGAGACCACUGUCCUGCAGAUGAGCCAUCGGUGGGGGCCUUUAAGUCGCUGUCGCAGACCCAGAUAGUUCCUGGCGACAGCGGCAUUGCCCCCCAUUUCCCCAUUAUGCCCAACAGCAGUCGGGCGGGGAGCCUGAAGGACCCCGAAAUCGCAGAGCUCUUCUACAAGGAAGACCCAGAAAAACUCUUUUCAGAUCUGCGUGAGAUUGGACAUGGCAGCUUUGGUGCUGUAUAUUUUGCACGGGAUGUGCGGACAAAUGAGGUGGUGGCCAUCAAGAAAAUGUCUUACAGUGGAAAGCAGUCCACAGAGAAAUGGCAAGACAUAAUAAAGGAGGUGAAAUUCCUGCAGAGAAUACAACACCCUAAUAGCAUAGAGUACAAAGGAUGUUACCUGCGAGAGCACACUGCAUGGCUGGUAAUGGAGUAUUGUCUAGGCUCUGCUUCAGAUUUGUUAGAAGUUCACAAGAAACCUCUGCAAGAAAUGGAAAUUGCUGCAAUUACCCAUGGUGCUCUUCAAGGGUUGGCUUAUCUUCACUCCCACAACAUGAUUCACCGAGAUAUAAAGGCAGGAAACGUCUUGCUGACAGAGCCGGGGCAGGUUAAACUUGCAGAUUUUGGUUCUGCUUCUAUUGCCUGUCCUGCCAACUCCUUUGUUGGGACACCAUAUUGGAUGGCCCCAGAGGUAAUAUUGGCAAUGGAUGAGGGUCAGUAUGAUGGAAAGGUCGACAUAUGGUCUUUGGGAAUAACCUGCAUUGAAUUAGCUGAAAGGAAGCCUCCACUGUUCAAUAUGAAUGCAAUGAGUGCCUUAUACCACAUAGCACAGAAUGAGAGCCCAACGCUACAGUCUAAUGAAUGGACGGAUUAUUUCCGAAACUUUGUAGAUUCUUGCCUUCAGAAAUUUCCACAGGAUAGGCCGAACUCUGAGGAGCUUUUAAAGCAUGCAUUUGUUCAGCGGGAGCGACCAGAAUCUGUUCUACUGGACCUCAUAAAUCGUACUAAGGAUGCAGUGAGGGAGCUGGACAAUCUGCAGUAUCGCAAAAUGAAAAAGAUCUUGUUUCAGGAAGCCCACAAUGGCCCCACAACUGAGGCACAAGAUGAGGAGGAGGAGCCAGAACACAUUGUGGGUCGGACUGGUACAGUUAACAGCGUGGGGAGCAACCAGUCUAUCCCCAGUAUGUCGAUAAGUGCCAGCUCUCAGAGCAGUUCUGUCAACAGUCUAACAGAUGCAGGCGAUGACAAGAGUGAGCUGGACAUGGAGGGAGACCACACAGUAAUGUCCAACAGCUCAGUCAUACACCUCAAACCGGAGGAAGAGACGUACAAUCAAGAGUCAGAGCCUCAAACUCGACCAACUGAGCCGCAGUCCCCACCUGCACACACUCCAAGGCCAAAACGAAACCGCGAACACUUUGCCACUAUACGCACAGCCUCAGUGCUCACCCGACAGAUUAAGGAGCACGAGCAGGAUUCUGAGUUAAGGGAGCAAAUAUUGGGCUAUAAGCGCAUGCGGCGGCAGCACCAGAAACAGCUGAUGGCUCUGGAAAAUAAGCUGAAGGGUGAGAUGGAUGAGCACAGACUCCGCCUGGACAAGGAGCUCGAGAACCAGAGAAAUAGCUUUGCCCAGGAAAUGGAGAAACUUAUCAAGAAGCACCAGGCAUCCAUGGAGAAAGAUGCAAAAACAUUCAGCAAUGAUGAAAAGAAGUUCCAGCAGCACAUUCAGAGUCAGCAGAAGAAGGAGCUCAACAGCUUUUUAGAAUCCCAGAAAAGAGAGUACAAGCUUCGCAAAGAACAACUCAAAGAGGAGUUGAAUGAAAACCAGUCAACACCUAAGAAAGAAAAGCAAGAGUGGCUGUCCAAGCAGAAAGAGAAUUUCCAACACUUCCAAGCAGAGGAAGAGGCCAACCUGCAGCGUAGGCAGCGUCAGUACCUGGAUCUGGAAUGUCGAAGGUUCAAACGGAGGAUCUUGAUUGCACGUCACAAUAUUGAACAGGAUUUAGUGCGUGAGGAGCUAAACAAGCGUCAAACCCAGAAGGACUUGGAACAUGCCAUGCUGCUACGGCACCAUGAGUCCAUGCAAGAGCUGGAGUUCCGCCAGCUCAAUACCAUCCAAAAAACCAGGGCUGAACUCAUCCACCUGCAGCAUCAGACAGAACUCACUAAUCAGCAGGAGUACAACAAGAGGAGGGAGAGGGAACUUCGCCGCAAGCACGUUAUGGAGGUUCGCCAGCAACCCAAGAGCCUCAAGUCCAAAGAGCUACAGAUCAAGAAGCAGUUCCAGGACACCUGUAAGAUCCAGACCAGGCAGUACAAGGCACUGAGGAAUCAUCUACUGGAGACCACACCAAAGUCAGAGCACAAGGCUGUCCUUAAGCGUCUGAAGCAGGAGCAGCACCGCAAACUUGCGAUCUUGGCAGAGCAGUAUGACCACUCAAUCAAUGAGAUGCUUUCCACUCAGGCGCUACGUCUGGAUGAGACUCAGGAGGCUCAGUGCCAAGCCUUAAGAAUGCAGCUACAGCAGGAGCUGGAGCUUCUGAAUGCCUACCAGAGCAAGAUCAAGAUGCAGACGGAUUCUCAGCAUGACCGCGAGAGGAAGGACCUGGAGCAGAGAGUGUCACUGCGAAGGGCUCUGCUGGAACAGAAGAUUGAGGAGGAGAUGUUGUCUUUGCGGAAUGAACGCUUGGAGCGAAUCCGGAGCCUUCUGGAGCGCCAAGCCCGCGAGGUUGAAGCUUUUGACUCGGAGAGUAUGCGCCUGGGUUUCAGCAACAUGGUGCUAUCAAACAUCUCCCCAGAGGCCCUCAGCAAUAGCUUUCCUGGGGCUCCAGGAGGAUGGAGCCACCAUCAGCAACAGCACCCAUCUGGGGGUUCUCAAGGACCGCACUGGGGCAGCGGUGGUUCAGGCACAGGGUCAAGCCACCAAGGCAGUCAUCACCACUAUCACUCCAGUCCAGGAGGGGCACCUAUGCAGCAAGGCUGGGGGCAGGGAGGUGUGGGACCCCAACCAUGGGGACACCCGUCAGCAGGAUCCCUGGUUUCCCGCAGCAGUGGAGGUGUACAAAACAGCCCCCAGGCAAUGGGGAGGACACCCUCAGGAGGACGCGGUGAGCCGGGCAUGAGCAGGAGUACCAGUGUCACCUCUCAGAUAUCUAACGGGUCACACCUUUCCUACACAUAGAUCCCCCUGUUCAGCGCUGGAGUCAGUCUGAAUGUGGAGACACCGAAUCCAAUAAGUACAGCAGGACAGAGUAUUGGCCGACUUCUGCAGCUCUGUCUCUCUUUGCUACACUUCCCUUCCAUUUCCCUGUGUACAGAUGUGGAUGUUUGAUGAAAUACAUGUUGCUCAGGUCAAAAGGGCUGGAAGAGGCACAGCCCCUUCUCACAGCAGUUUAUCGGCACACAUAAAGAUCCUUACAUUUUUGUUACAUAGGCAAUUUGAGUAUCCACAUUUAAUAUUCCCUUUUUUUAUUUAAAGCUGUCUCCUAGGGAUUUUAAAAAUAUGUUGCGUAAUAGUUACAGCCAUUGCUCUCAUUUUGCACAUGAAACACUGUUAGCUUUGCCUUUGACAUGUGUUUACUAUGUCUUCAGAGAUGUGGUAUCAAACAAUCACCCAUAUUGUUUAAGUUCCCCCUUCUUCUGAUUCAUACUCGGUUAUACACUGGCUGAUUCUCUGACGGUGGUUAAAGCACAGCAGACCUAACCUACAAUGCUUAGCUGUUGUGAUACCAGCCUGCUGUAAUGGUCAUUGUGAUGAAUUUAAUGCCUCCUUUUAUUUAGAAGUUUUAUUUCAACUGGUUUCCUGUUGAGGAUUAUGCUACAACACUACUACUGUGCCUUUUUAACUUUUGAUUAUACACUUUAGUCUCAGAUCUAAGUUUGACUUUAAACUUAAUCAGCAGUUUGAGAUCAGUGCCAGUGAAUGUUUAUUCAGUUUUAACAUUGGUUAUCUCUCACCAGAGGCCCCAAAUACAUCUCAGAUUUAUUCUAUUCUGUGUGUGUGAAGUAAAUGUGGGUUUAAGUCUUAGAAAUGGUGAGAAAUACAAAAUGACUUGUGCAUAUCAGUGACUAUAUUCUUGAGGUCUUUAGAAUGGUGGUACUUAGAGGUCAACUUAAAACCUUUCCUUUCUUAGAAUGUCAAUGUCCAGGAGGAAUUGUCACAUGUAGAGACUCAUUGCCUUCAGAAAAAAAUUCUAGUAUUAAUCUGAUUUUGUUAGUGCCUUUUAAAACUGCUGCCUUUUUCAAAGCACUUUAUACAGCUAAAUAUGUAUAAUAGUAAAAUUGAUUUUACUUUUUUCUUUUUCCAAGUAUGUGGAGGAUGAGUGUUUUUGUUGGUACAUGUAUAAUUAACUUGAGUCUAGCUAACCUGUGCUGUGAUUUUUUUUUUUUUUUUUUUUUUUUUUAAAGGAGCAUUUACCCAAGUACAGAGAGGCUUAGUGUGUGGGGACAUACAGUAUGCUGGUGAAAGUACUGUUCCUCUUUCCUGCAGCCUGUGUUUGGAAACUGUAGCUGUAUGCUCUUGCUGCAUUAUGAAUGCAUAGAGGACAUGAGGAUGUUGCUGGCAUUUAAGAUGAUUUGACUACAGUAUGCAUUUAACAAACUAAAAGUGAGUUAGCUUAACAGAAAUUGUAAGUGCUAGCAGGUGCGUUAAGGUAAUUGUCAUGACCAUGACAGCAGGCUUGUCACUACUAACAACUCUUUAAAAUGUCAAGGCCCUGUUAAGCAACACUAAUAAUCUAAAUGGUGCUAGAUAAUAUAUGUUACGCCAUCUCGUCAGAACCCCAAAACAUGGGUGACUGAGUUAAGCACAUGCUCUCAUAAUGACAUUGUAGCAAAACAAAUGUAAAAUUGACUCAGCACACUGUAAGGACAGCCAAAUACAAAUGAUUAAAUGUGGCAAAAAGCACUUAGGUAUUCUUUGAUGCUGAAGUAGAUGCUCUCUUAAUAUCUGUUUUGCUUACUUCAUUUUUGGUUUUUGAGUGUUGACAUGUCAAUGCCCUUCUAACCUUUUUACAGCCUCUCUGUCCAAAUGGGACGUUCAAACUCGAAACAGAUAAUUCAAGAUGUUGAAAAAGGCCUUUAAGGAUAAUGAUCCAGAGUUAUAAGGAUGUAUGCUCCCCUGAAUCACAAAGCUGGAGUUAUAUGUUCAUAUGUGUAUAUUUUAUUAAAAACAUUAAAGACUAAACUCACAUUUUAAGAAAAUACUUUCUGAGACUAACUUUAUUUAACUGGCAGACCACACUGAUAUUAACCUAUUUUUUUUUUACUCUCAGAGUGAAAAUUGUGUUGAAUUGUCUGAAAAUAGCUUUUUAAAAGAUCUUUGGUUUUGUGUACGGCCUUCUGUUUAAAUAUCAUUCAUUUAACUCAGUGUUUCAUCAACAUCACUACAAAUUUCCCCCACUCAGAUCCAGAGCCACAUGAUUCUUCCUUUUUAGAUGCUGGCUCUUUAUGAAUGUUGUACUGUGAUGUAUUCCUAUCACAUUUGAGGACACAAAAUGCUGGGGUCUUGUUCUUGAAGAGGUGGGAUUUCAAGUUUGAACAUGUAUACUGUAUAGAAAGGAUGCAUUUAUAUCAAGUUACACAUGGUUUAGUACCAAAAGUUUAGUUUUAAAGGUCAACCCAAAAUUGCUUCAAUGCCAAGUGAUUGUUCCAGCCACUGUAAAAUGACAGGUUAGAUUCACUAUUUCUUUUCUGAUGUAAGUGUUUUCAGUAAAGAAAAGGGGAAUGUAUUUAUUAUCGGGAUCUUACUUAAAGUCGAAAGCCAAGGCCAAGAGUUUGAAUGUUAGGCCAAUCAAACCUCACAUACAUGCCAACCUUAUGUUUUUUUGUGAACUUUUUGUUCACAUCUAUGUCAACGUUGUGUGCGAGGGGAUUUAUUGUACAAUGUUUAUCAUACUUUAUACUUUUAACUUUGAUGUCAAAAUUUGUCCUACUGACUGAACACGUAUGGGAUACUGAAUGAGAGUCAGCAACAGAAAAUGGCAGUCCUUUCUAUGGUCAAACACUGUGCCAUACCUGAGUUGCCGAGCCCAGACACCACUGCAUUGUUUCAUCUUCAUGAUUUUACUUAAUAUCUGGCUAAUGGCAAGAAAUGUAUGAAACAUUUAAAACAAAUGUGGUGGUUCUGGUCAAGUGGCCAAAGUAAAAAUAAAAACAAAAAACAAAAAAAAAAGGCUUGAAAAGAUGAUGUGGUGACAGGCAAUGUAUGAAAAGAGAUUGCAUUUCUUUGAAGAUGUCAGUAUUCUUUGGCACAUUACCACUACAACUCAUAACCUGUAUUAAAAUGUAUAGAUGGUGGAACUUGUUGAAUGUCUGAGAGAUUAUGAAGAUACUACAUAAGAGAUGGUAAAGUACUAAAAGUGGAUUUAAAUUGUGUAAAAAGAUUCAAAAAACGGAAUAAAAAAAUAGGAUCAAAUUUACUAUUUUGUUUGUAUUAUAUUUACCAUUGUGUUGGCAGAGGGAUAUUGAACAGAAAUCAGCUGUAAUAAAGUAAUUUUAGUAUAA